UCUUACACCGUGCAGACUCUGUCCGUGCUGAAGGAUGGCCACACACAUGGGAUAGCUUGCUUAGCAUUCGACGUAGAUGGGCUGCGCUUGGUCUCUGUCGGACUCGACUCACAGAAUGCGGUCUGUGUUUGGGAUUGGAAAAGGGGGAAAAUGCUGUCCAUGGCUCCGGGUCACACAGACCGAAUCUUUGAUAUCUCUUGGGAUUUGUACCAGCCAAAUAAACUUGUCAGCUGUGGCGUAAAACAUAUCAAGUUCUGGAGUUUGUGCGGAAAUGCUCUGACCCCCAAACGAGGUGUCUUUGGUAAGACUGGUGACCUUCAGACAAUCUUGUGCCUAGCCUGUGCAAGGGAUGAGUUAACCUAUUCUGGUGCACUCAACGGAGACAUAUAUGUCUGGAAAGGAAUCAAUCUGAUCCGGACAAUACAAGGAGCCCAUACUGCAGGAAUUUUUAGCAUGAAUGCUUGUGAAGAAGGCUUUGCUACUGGUGGCCGGGAUGGCUGUGUCCGCCUUUGGGAUUUAACUUUUAAACCAAUUACUGUGAUUGAUCUCAGGGAAACAGACCAAGGAUACAAAGGCUUGUCUGUGAGGAGCGUGUGUUGGCGAGGCGACCACAUUCUAGUUGGAACACAGGACAGUGAAAUUUUUGAAAUUGUGGUGCAUGAGAGAAACAAACCUUUCCUCAUUAUGCAAGGACACUGUGAAGGGGAACUGUGGGCCCUUGCUGUCCAUCCUACGAAGCCGUUGGCCGUGACCGGAAGUGAUGAUCGGUCAGUCAGGAUAUGGAGUCUCGUAGAUCAUGCAUUGAUAGCAAGGUGUAAUAUGGAAGAACCAAUUCGCUGCGCAGCUGUAAAUGUAGAUGGAAUUCACCUUGCUCUAGGAAUGAAGGACGGCUCAUUCACUGUGCUCCGAGUAAGAGACAUGACCGAGGUCGUCCACAUUAAAGACAGAAAGGAGGCGAUUCAUGAGUUAAAAUAUUCAGCAGACGGAAGCUGCCUUGCAGUUGGGUGCAACGACGGCUCGGUGGAUGUGUACGGAGUGGCUCAGCGCUAUAAGAAAGUUGGGGAAUGUGUCGGUUCUGUUAGUUUCAUCACUCACCUGGACUGGUCCUCAGACAGUCGAUACUUGCAGACAAAUGAUGGAAAUGGGAAAAGACUUUUCUAUAGGAUGCCAGGUGGAAAAGAAGUGACGAGCAAAGAAGAAAUGAAAGGUGUCCACUGGGCAUCAUGGACAUGUGUUUCCGGCCUGGAAGUAAACGGGAUUUGGCCCAAGUACUCAGAUACCAAUGAUAUAAAUUCAGUGGAUGGGAAUUAUAUUGGCCAAGUGUUAGUUACAGCGGAUGACUAUGGAGUUGUGAAAUUAUUCCGCUAUCCUUGUUUAAGAAAAGGGUCCAAGUUUAAGAAAUACAUCGGCCAUUCGGCACACGUAACUAAUGUCAGAUGGUCCCAUGACCAUCAGUGGGUUAUUUCCAUUGGUGGAGCGGACCACUCGGUCUUUCAGUGGAAGUUCAUUCCUGAGAGGAAGCUGAAAGACUCUCUUCAUGUAGCACCCCAAGAAAGUCUGGCUGAUUCUAAUAGUGAUGAAUCAGAUUCAGACCUGUCUGAUGUUCCAGAACUGGAUUCUGAAAUUGAACAAGAAACACAGCUCACUUACCGUCGACAGGUUUAUAAAGAAGAUCUACCUCAGCUUAAAGAGCAAUGCAAAGAGAAACAAAGAAGUGCUACUUCUAAAAGAAGAGAGAGAGCCCCAGGAGACAGCCUCCGCUUGCAUUUCGUCCAUGGUUACAGAGGUUAUGACUGUCGAAGCAAUCUGUUUUACACUCAAAUUGGUGAGAUCGUGUACCACGUGGCCGCAGUGGGGGUCAUUUAUAACCGACAGCAGAACACGCAGCGCUUUUACCUGGGGCACGAUGAUGACAUUCUCUGCCUGGCCCUCCAUCCUUUGAAAGACUAUGUGGCAACAGGCCAGGUAGGGAGGGAUCCUUCCAUUCACAUAUGGGACACAGAGACCGUUAAACCAUUGUCAAUCCUAAAGGGCUACCACCAGUAUGGUGUCUGUGCUGUUGAUUUCUCAGCGGAUGGGAAGCGUCUGGCUUCGGUGGGAAUAGACGACAGCCACACAGUUGUGCUGUGGGACUGGAGGAAAGGCGAGAAGCUCUCCCUGGCCAGAGGGAGCAAAGACAAGAUCUUUGCUGUGAAGAUCAACCCCUACGUGCCUGACAGAUUGAUUACCGCGGGAAUCAAACACCUGAGGUUUUGGCGCCGAGCAGGGGGAGGCCUGAUUGGCAGAAAAGGCUACGUAGGCACACUGGGGAGAAACGAGACCAUGAUGUGCGUGGUGUGUGGGUGGACCGAAGAGAUGGCCUUCUCGGGGACGUCCACGGGAGACGUGUGCAUCUGGAGGGACGUCUUUCUCGUCAAGACCGUGAAAGCGCACGACGGGCCCGUGUUCAGCAUGCACGCGCUGGAGAAGGGAUUCGUCACUGGUGGGAAAGACGGGGUUGUUGCUCUCUGGGAUGACGCCUUUGAGAGGUGCCUCAAGACGUACGCCAUUAAAAGAGCGGCCCUGGCCCCCGGAUCCAAAGGCCUUCUCUUGGAAGAUAACCCAUCCAUACGUGCCAUAUCCCUAGGGCAUGGCCAUAUUCUAGUGGGUACAAAGAAUGGCGAAAUCCUAGAAGUGGAUAAAAGUGGCCCGAUCACGCUACUGGUCCAGGGACACAUGGAAGGAGAAGUGUGGGGUUUGGCCACACAUCCUUACCUGCCCAUAUGUGCUACUGUAAGUGAUGAUAAAACCUUAAGAAUAUGGGAUCUCUCUCCUAGUCACUGUAUGUUGGCUGUCCGGAAACUGAAAAAAGGUGGGCGGUGCUGCUGCUUCUCCCCGGACGGCAAAGCCCUGGCUGUGGGUCUCAGCGACGGCAGCUUCCUGAUCGCCAACGCGGACACUCUGGAGGACCUGGUGUCCUUUCACCACAGAAGAGAGGUCAUUUCGGACAUUCGCUUUUCACCGGGUGCUGGGAAGUACCUCGCCGUCGCAUCCCAUGACAGCUUCGUGGACAUAUACAACGUGCUGAGCAGUAAACGAGUAGGAAUCUGCAGAGGGGCCACGAGCUAUAUAACCCACAUUGACUGGGAUCUAAGAGGAAAGCUUUUACAAGUCAACACUGGUGCUAAAGAACAUUUAUUCUUCGAAGCCCCCAGAGGGAAAAGGCAAGCGAUUCCCAGUGUGGAGGUAGAAAAAAUUGGCUGGGUCUCAUGGACAAGUGUGCUUGGUUUAUGCUGUGAGGGGAUUUGGCCGAUCCUUGGGGAAGUCACAGACGUUACUUCCGCUUGCCUCACCAAUGACAAAAUGAUCCUCGCUACCGGGGAUGAUUUGGGAUUUGUGAAGUUAUUUCGAUUUCCCGCGAAAGGAAAAUUUAGGAACUUUAAGAGGUACGUGGCUCAUAGUACACAUGUCACAAAUGUUCGCUGGAUAUACGAUGACAGCAUGUUGGUGACCCUGGGAGGCUCCGAUAUGUCCUUGAUGGUGUGGACCAACGAAACGGAGGGCUACCGAGAAAAGAGGUCUUGUGAUAGUGAAGAAUCCGAUGUCGAUUCUGAGGAGGAUGGGGGCUACGACAGCGAUGUUACAAAGGAGAAUGAAAUCAGUUACACCAUCAGAGCCUUAGCGACAAAUAUCCGUCCAAUGUUCGGAACCAAGCCUCACUUACAGCAAAAAGAGCUCUCCGUAGACGAGAGGCAGGGGAUAGUAAGGGGUUCCAGGCCCCCCGUGAGCAGGGCCCCGCCACAGCCAGAAAAACUCCAGACAAACAAUGUCGGCAAGAAAAAGAAACCCAUAGAGGACCUGGUGCUGGAGCUUGUGUUUGGCUAUCGAGGCCGAGACUGUAGGAACAACGUGCACUACUUAAAUGACGGUGAUGACAUCGUUUAUCACACGGCAUCGGUUGGAAUUCUGCAUAACGUUGCCACAGGGACGCAGAGCUUUUACCAGGAACACAGCGACGACAUUCUAUGCCUCACUGUAAAUCAGCACCCGAAAUUCGUCAACAUAGUGGCAACUGGCCAAGUAGGUGAUUCAGCAGACAUGUCAGCCACAGCCCCUUCGAUCCACAUCUGGGAUGCGAUGAACAAGCAGACCGUAUCGGUGCUGCGCUGCUACCACUCCAAGGGCGUCGGUUCCGUCAGCUUCAGCGCGACUGGCAGAUUGCUGCUGUCUGUGGGACUCGACCCGGAGCACACCAUCACUGUUUGGAGGUGGCAGGAAGGUGACCGAAUUGCCAGCAGAGCUGGUCACAACCAGCGUAUUUUUGUGGCAGAAUUCCGGCCCGACUCGGACAGCCAGUUUGUCUCGGUGGGCGUGAGGCACGUGAAGUUCUGGACGCUGGCAGGAAGGGCUCUUCUGAGCCGGAAAGGGGUGCUGAGCACGCUGGACGACGUCCGCCUGCAGACCAUGCUCUCCGUAGCCUUUGGUGCAAAUAACUUGACGUUUACAGGUACCAUCAGUGGUGACGUGUGUGUGUGGAAAGACCACGUCCUGGGUCGGAUCGUGGCCAGAGCUCACAACGGGCCCGUGUUCGCCAUGUACACCACCCUGCGAGAUGGCCUGAUCGUCACUGGUGGCAAGGAACGGCCGUCAAAAGAAGGAGGAGCAGUUAAACUGUGGGACCAGGAGCUGAGGCGAUGCCGGGCCUUCAGGCUGGAGACAGGACAAGCCACGGACUGUGUGCGUUCUGUGUGCAGAAGCAAAGGCAAGAUAUUAGUAGGAACAAGGAAUGCUGAAAUUAUUGAAAUCGGAGAGAAAAACGCAGCUUGUAAUAUUUUAGUGAAUGGCCACGUGGACGGACCCAUCUGGGGACUGGCAACACACCCUUCCAGGGACUUUUUUCUUUCGGCCGCAGAAGACGGGACAGUGAGACUCUGGGAUAUUGCUGAUAAAAAGACGUUAAACAAAGUGAAUUUGGGACAUGCUGCCCAUACUGUGUGUUACAGCCCUGAAGGGGACAUGGUGGCUAUUGGAAUGAAAAGCGGAGAAUUCAUUAUUUUAUUGGUGAGCUCUCUAAAAAUAUGGGGAAAGAAGAGAGACCGGCGAGGUGCCAUCCACGAUAUCAGAAUCAGCUACUGCAAAGACAUCCCAAGUUUUGUCAUUCAAAUGGACUUCUCGGCUGACAGCAGACACCUCCAGGUUUCCACGGGUUGCUAUCAACGGCGUGUCUAUGAAGUGCCUUCCGGAAAACAUCUUUUGGAUCAGGCUGCCAUCGACAGAAUUACUUGGGCUACGUGGACGAGUACUCUGGGAGAUGAAGUUAUGGGGAUCUGGUCCCGGCACGCCGACAAGGCCGACGUCACCUGUGCCUGUGUUUCUCAUUCGGGAAUCAGCCUCGCAACAGGCGAUGACUUCGGCAUGGUCAAAUUAUUUGACUUUCCGUGCCCUGAGAAAUUCGCAAAACACAGGAGGUUCUUCGGUCAUUCACCCCAUGUGACCAACAUUCGAUUUACCAGUGGGGAUCGCCAUGUCGUUAGCGCAGGAGGCGACGACUGCAGUUUAUUUGUCUGGAAAUGUGUGCACAUGCCUCACUGAAAAGCAUUGGUGCCCCAAAGAUGCUGCACAAACAGCCUUGAGAGCCAAGACUUGCAGAGGGAAAACACACAAACCCUGCACGGCCAAGUGGUGCUAAGCCCUGAUUGUGACGACGGAGAGGAGGCUCGGGAUCACAAGAGAAAGACGGAUCCAUUCGCAGUGUUUGCCACUGGCACUGGCUGUCCACGCGUGCUCCAGACACUGCCCGGGAGUCCGUCCCAGGAAGGGCUUGAAGGCAUACUGGGUGGACAGCCAGUGCGUCGUUGCUUUCACGGUAGACUACAAAUGAGGCAGACCCACAGGGCAGAUGAAUUUGGGGAUUUUUUGUUUGUUUGUUUACAAGGCAGAUUUGGGGGGAAGCACUCAACUAAUCCCCCAAAGGGUUAAAAACCCAACUUGGGUAGUUUCUCCGCCCACCCCCACCCCCCAAAAAAACAAACUUUCCCUAUUUUCAAGAUUCAAUUUUCAACGAAAUAUUUAAAAUACUUUAUCCUUAUAUUCGUAAGAAGCACUACCAUCACCCUGAAAGAUUACACUACUGAAAAGGCAGUUAUGGUUUCCCCUAAGGAAACAGAUACGAACUGUACUGGAAAUUGUAAGGUGUCCUAAGCAUAAAAAUUCUUAAAAAAAAUAAAAAAAAAAGACCCAUUUAAUAAAGGACAUUUUUCUCCAGGCAGAAAUUUGAAUCCCAAAUAGUGGUAUGAUGCGCAAUCAUUUCCAAUGAUGUACAGUUUGUAAGGCUUUAGGUAGUGAUAGUAUUUAGGUGGAAGAGAAAACUGAAUAUAUAUAGUGGUAAUCAAAUAUAAACAUUGUAAAUGAAAGGAUUAAAGUUCACAUUUAUAGUUAUAUAAUUUAGUAACUCUUGGAAUGAAAGUUUUAUAACUUGUUUCCUAUUGGGAAAACUGUUCAGUUAGUUGUUUUAUGCUGAUAUAAAUCCCACCCAAGUUGAAUGCUCUACAGGUGCAUUUGUGAGCUUGUCGUUUGGAAGAUUCCUUUCUGGUAUACAUAGGCUGAACUCUUCAGAUUCUUACGCUUGCUCACCUCAAAUGCUGCCAAAGAUCAGUACUAACCAUUCAGGAAUUUGCUGUUAGUCUGUCCGUACUUUCUUGGAGACUGGAAAUUAUGUAGACUGCUCUUAAAAAUAACCGUAUAUAUUUUUCUAAGUGUGAAGAAGUUUAAGAUGCUCCAGCUGACCCCGUUAAUGAUCGUUAGAGCCUAACAGACCCUUCAGCUUGUGGGAAACCAAAUGUGGUUUGACAAGACCAUGAAAAUUCCAAAGACCUCAUGUCCAUGUCCAACACUUGUGCACAUUACAAACAAGUAGCAGAAUUUUUAUCCCAGAAACCCAGGGACUGCGCCUAGUCUGAGUUAAAGCUCUGGAUGGCUGUGUCUGAACUGAUAGGCUAUUAGGAAGUAAUACCUUGAAACCCAGGAUAGUAAUCUUUCUUAUUCCCAUAAAUGGGUUCUCCCAAAUUAAACUGAAUGUUAGAAUACAUUAAAUUUCCAUUCAGUCAUUUACAGGGAAAAAGAGUCUGUAAACCAUGCUCUCAUCACAAAACAAAAAACUCCAUUUUUUGCGGUUUUAAAUGGGUCCAGUGUGUGCUCACAAGAAAUGCUACUUCCAUUACUGUGUAGGUCAAAAGUCUAACAUACUCAAAGUAAACUAGGUAGAACAAAAUGGUUUCUGCCGCAUUUUUGUUCCUUUGGGGCCCUCCAGUGAGCCUUAACCACCUGCUACCGCUGGCUUCAGGCCCCCGGUGCUUGGACCACCCAUCAACCAAGGGAAGGCUAAUCAACUUGAUAAGGCCAUUUAAUUUCAACUCUGCCCUGCUUUUUCAUGUUUUCUACCCAGAACUAUUUUUUGGGCACCCUCGAGUUCAGCUCCACCUGGCCGCCUGCAUAGAAUGCAUGCCAAAGCAACCGUGCCCCCGGGCACUGGCUGUGCCCUGCCAGCCACACUCCAGUCGUUUUGUAACCCUUUCUUCUUAUGGAGGGUCACCUUAGACCAGGUCAACCAACACAAGGUUCAGGGCCAACCUUAGCUUGUCCUUAAACCGUAACUAAAUUAACAUGUCACUCUAGGAGUUUUCUGAUAGUCUGUUACAUAGCUAACAACAAACACAUAAGCUCCUUUCCCCCCAUUUGUGUUCUUCAUAGUCAAACUGUAAAACGCCACUAUACCCCACAUAUAAAUAGGAAACUCCAUAUUCUCGGAUAUUUAAAACUAAUUACUUCUGCAGAAACAUAAAAUGUGUCAGUGUAGUCACUCUGGAAUUAACAAGCAUUUCUGAAGAAAAGACUGUCGUGUGUUGGAAGCGACAAGCACAGCUUUGUGUUGCUUCUGCACUGUCUUCCUGAAUGCUCCGAGUCUUAGUGAGGUCCGCACAGUGACGUGCAGCUGACAGGGUGGUGUGGUGAUGGGUUAGUUGUUUUCUUCCCAGCAGUAAUUUAAUUUGGACUUGACAUGUGGAUGUGUGACUCCUCUCUAACCACCUUGUAGCUUUAAUUUCAAAGACAAACAAGAAACGGUAUAUGACAUCUGUAAAAUCAGAGAUCCUGUUGUUAUUUAAUUCUAAAGCAUUUGACACUUCUUGCCUUAACAAUUUUAAAAACCAUACACACGAAACUCAAUAGUAAUUCAAUAAUCCAAAAGUUUAGUCCUAUUUUGAGGUUUACCCAUCUGAUCUUAAUUAUAUAUAGUUCUGUCAUUUAAAAUAUACUAUUUAAAUCUAACUUUUACAUCUUAAAAAUUAUCUUUAGUAGGAACUAAGUAUAUUUUCUGUGAAGUCAUUUCUAAGAAUGUUAUUUUUCAGAAUGUGAGACAAUAUAUGUAUGGCUAAGUCUUGUAAGUUUAAAGUCUGUUUUCUGAUACUUUGUGUACAUACAUGUAAAAAAAAUUUGUAUAAUUUUGUGAUAAUGUAGUUCCCCGAAAUAUUUAUUUAAAGAACAUGUUAAUAGUAAAUGAAAGCAUUUUAAGGACUUGUUCACAUUUUUGCACUCGCUGUUUCAUCUG
Messenger RNA from Echinops telfairi (small Madagascar hedgehog), 8584 nucleotides. RefSeq names its product EMAP like 5 (gene EML5). Gene Ontology annotation, molecular function: microtubule binding. Lineage: Eukaryota; Metazoa; Chordata; Mammalia; Afrosoricida; Tenrecidae. The record is from RefSeq and is a predicted model, not a curated record. The transcript is spliced from 43 exons. The coding region runs from base 151 to 5571 and encodes 1806 amino acids.